AUGCUCCGGGACCCCGUGAGCAACGUGAAGAAGCUGGCGGAGUUCAUGGGGUGCGCGUUCUCCAGUGAGGAAGAGGCGGCCGGGGUGGUGCAGACCAUCGUCGAGCUGUGCAGCUUCCGGAGCUUGAAGAACAUGGAGGUGAACAAGAGUGGCAGCCAGGGUCCGGCAGCACAUGAGUCCUUCCGGAAGGGUGUGGUAGGGGACUGGAGCAACCACAUGACGCCGACGAUGGCGGAGCGGCUGGACAAGAUCGUCGAGGACGCGCUGCAAGGCUCGGGGUUCAGCUUCGCCGUCGCAGGGUCGUCCUCGUGA
This is a messenger RNA of Triticum turgidum subsp. durum (durum wheat), 312 nucleotides long. The record is from the annotation of a GenBank genome assembly. NCBI's taxonomy places the organism in Eukaryota, Viridiplantae, Streptophyta, Magnoliopsida, Poales, Poaceae.